CGCAGGACGGUCUGGAGGAGAGCCCGGGCUCCUGUUGGCCUCACCUUUGGAGGCGCUGGCACCCGGCUGUACUGGGCAGACCGUGAGAGAGGAACCAUCAACAGCAUGGAGCUGGACGGCUCCCACUUCCAGGUGGUGCGGGAAGGGCUGCAUGGUCUCUUGCUCUUUGCCAUUGGAGAUGGCUUUCUGCUCUGGACCACAGCUUCAACCAACGGCUCCAGCAAGGUGUGGCACAGCCGGCUGGAGCGGGCCGAGAGUUGGUGGUUCACGAUGGAGCAGGAGCUGCUGGCCAUGAGGAUUUACAGCCAGUUCUCGCAGGAAGGCACCAACGGCUGUGCGGAGCGCAAUGGGGGCUGCGCCCAGCUCUGCCUGCCCAACCCCACGGGGCGGCUGUGCCGCUGCUCAGCUGGCUACCGCCUGGUGCACGAGGCAGAGUGCGUGCCAACCCCACCAUGCCUGGCCCCGCUCCAAGCCUGCCACGACCUCCAGAGUUGCUUCUCCAGAGAGCAGGCCUGUGAUGGGCGCCCUGACUGUGCAGAUGGCUCCGAUGAGCUGGACUGCCCCUCUGCAGAGGUGAAGACACGGCUCCCCACGGCAGCACCCUUCGGGACGCCCCGUGUGGAGGGAGGGGAGAAACCGACCUUACCCACAGCUGCACCCAGUCCUCAGCAGCCCGGCCCCAGCCCACCUGCAGCACCCAGCCCCCGGGAGCAUGGGGAGCCUUUCCUGGUACCCCCGAGCACCGAGGAGGUGCUGGGGGCUGUGCCGUGUAGCAGUGAGACGUGUAACCUGCGGGGGGAAUGUGCCAUCGAGGCUGGGCGGGUGACGUGCCACUGCGCCUUGGGCUACCGCGGUGACUACUGUGAGGAGGCGGAGGUGCAGCCCAUGGCGGGUCCCAUCGCCCUGGGGGUGGCCGUGCUCCUGCUGGUCACCGCAGCCUCCGUCGGGGCCCUGGCCUACAUGCGGAGGAGGGACAGCAGGAGGAGGACCUCUAGCACUGCCUCCACCCGAGCACUGACCCUGUACCACCGUGAGAGCGACCCCGAGGAAGAAGAUGAGGAGGACGAAGAGCUUCCCCCCAAGAGUGAUACCUUUGUGAAUGAAGCUUAUGAUGGGAAAGAGGAGCUGCCAGCCCCACUGGGGAAGGGACCAUCUCGCCCCUGA
Messenger RNA from Struthio camelus australis, 1164 nucleotides. The record is from RefSeq and is a predicted model, not a curated record. Lineage: Eukaryota; Metazoa; Chordata; Aves; Struthioniformes; Struthionidae.